This is a messenger RNA of Lathyrus sativus (Indian pea), 1212 nucleotides long. The record is from the annotation of a GenBank genome assembly. Lineage: Eukaryota; Viridiplantae; Streptophyta; Magnoliopsida; Fabales; Fabaceae.
AUGAAGGACUUGCCGGAGAAUCGCCGGCACUCUUCUUCCGAUUCAUCUACUUCGAGCGAUUGCUCGGUUAGAUUGGAGCCUGAUCAAGGUGCUGGGAGCGUUAGUACUAGCAAGGACGUUGAGGAAAGUACCGGUGUUGUAUCCAAUGGAGUUUCCGUUAACAACGGUAGCGGUAGUUCUUCAACUUCAGGCAUUCCAAGCAGGGGGUUGCCCAAAGUGACCACAUUGCCGGUAGAUAUAUCCCAUGGAGAUAAAUUAGAGUCAAGUCCAAGUAAUUUUAAGUUGGAAAGGUCAAAAACAGAGAGACAGAGGCAUCUAAGGCCUGAGGAGGCAGCACAAAUUUUUGAUGACAAAUGUCCUGUACAGGAAAAGCUUAGAUUGUUGAACAGAAUAGCUACUGUAAAAGAUGACGGAACUGUAGAAUUUGAGGUUCCAAUAGAUGUUGAAACUGAAGUUCUUGGUGCUAGAUCCAAUCAUGUAAAUAACGUUAUUGAUGAUUCACUUGGUACAACAGACCUUGAUUACAUUCCUCCAUUGAAUGUAGUGAUGCUUAUUGUUGGUACACGGGGAGAUGUACAACCAUUUGUUGCAAUCGGAAAACGCUUGCAGGACUAUGGUCAUCGUGUUAGAUUAGCAACUCAUUCCAAUUUCAAGGAGUUUGUUUUGACGGCUGGGUUGGAGUUUUAUCCGUUAGGGGGCGAUCCAAAAGUCCUUGCUGGUUAUAUGGUUAAAAAUAAGGGUUUUCUGCCAUCAGGACCCUCUGACAUACCUACCCAGAGAAAUCAAAUGAAAGAAAUUAUUAACUCUCUGCUUCCUGCUUGUAAAGAACCUGAUAUUGAUUCUGGUGUCCCCUUUAAAGCAGAGGCAAUCAUUGCCAAUCCCCCAGCAUAUGGGCAUACCCAUGUUGCAGAGGCCCUAAAAAUUCCAAUUCAUAUUUUUUUCACAAUGCCUUGGACGCCAACAACUGAAUUUCCUCAUCCUUUGUCUCGUGUAAAGCAACAAGCUGGUUAUAGGCUUUCGUAUCAAAUAGUUGACUCGUUAAUUUGGCUUGGAAUACGAGACAUGAUUAAUGAUCUUAGGAAGAAAAAGUUGAAGCUACGGCCUGUCACAUAUUUAAGCGGCUCACAAGGUUCUGAAACUGACAUUCCUCAUGCAUAUAUAUGGAGUCCUCAUCUUGUUCCUAAACCAAAAGGUGGUUACUUUAAAUCAUAA